AUGGCCUUCAAGUUUAACCUCUUCAACUUUUGUUUCUCGUACCAGUUCUUAAUAAGUUUCGCUGUGAUUGCUGUAGCCAGUGCCGACCUAAUUCCUUUGCAACAACAUGAAUACGCCGCAGAACAUCAACCAAUUUACCACAGCGUACCAGCAACUCAUGUAUCAGCACCUCAGCAUGUUAUAUUGCAGAAGCAUCAUGGUGAGCACGAACAAUAUCCCGAUGAUCCACACCCACAAUACAACUUUGCCUAUGAUGUGCAAGAUGCUGUUUCCGGUGACUCGAAGAGCCAAACUGAAAGUCGUGAUGGCGAUGUUGUUCACGGAGAAUAUUCAUUAACUGAUGCUGAUGGUUUCCGUCGUACAGUGAAAUACACCGCUGAUUCUGUAAAUGGCUUCAAUGCUGUCGUGCAUCGUGAACCACUAACACACAAAGUGGUUGCCGCUGCAGCUGUACCAGUGCAUCAAUACCAACAUGCACCAGCUGUCACUGCAGUCAAGGCUCCCGUUGCAUAUGUAGCUCCAACCUAUGCAUCUCUUCCGGCUCAUCAUGAACAACAUAAUCAAUACGCUACAUACGAAUCUCCUGAACAUAAUGGCAGUGGUUACUAUCAUCAUUAA
Messenger RNA from Teleopsis dalmanni, 618 nucleotides. Its product is annotated as larval cuticle protein A2B-like. Lineage: Eukaryota; Metazoa; Arthropoda; Insecta; Diptera; Diopsidae. Gene Ontology annotation, cellular component: extracellular matrix. The record is from RefSeq and is a predicted model, not a curated record. The transcript is spliced from 2 exons. Bases 1 to 618 code for a protein of 205 amino acids.